AUGUCGAGCCAACCUCUCCUCCAGACUGCGCCGGGCAAGCGCAUCGCCCUCCCGACGCGCGUCGAGCCCAAGGUCUUCUUCGCCAACGAGCGCACCUUCCUCUCGUGGCUCAACUUCACCGUCAUCCUCGGCGCCCUCGCCAUCGGCAUGCUCAACUUUGGCGACCGCCCCGCCUUCAUCAGCGCCUUCCUCUUCACGGGCGUCGCGAUGCUGACCAUGAUCUACGCCCUGGCGACGUAUCACUGGCGCGCCAAGUCGAUCCGCGUGCGCGGCCAGGCGGGCUUCGACGACCGCUUCGGCCCCACCUUCCUGGCCAUCAUCCUGCUGCUGGCCGUCGUCGUCAACUUCGUUCUGCGCAUAACCUACUCCUCCAAGGAGUCGAAGCACUAA
Molecule: messenger RNA, 390 nt
Organism: Colletotrichum chrysophilum
Lineage: Eukaryota; Fungi; Ascomycota; Sordariomycetes; Glomerellales; Glomerellaceae
Gene: VTC1
Product: vacuolar transporter chaperone
Exons: 2
Coding region: 1-390 (129 amino acids)
Cellular component (GO): fungal-type vacuole membrane; vacuolar transporter chaperone complex
Source: RefSeq, a predicted model, not a curated record